Molecule: messenger RNA, 572 nt
Organism: Dermochelys coriacea (leatherback sea turtle)
Lineage: Eukaryota; Metazoa; Chordata; Testudines; Dermochelyidae
Gene: NDUFA12
Product: NADH:ubiquinone oxidoreductase subunit A12
Exons: 5
Coding region: 1-480 (159 amino acids)
Biological process (GO): mitochondrial respiratory chain complex I assembly; response to oxidative stress
Cellular component (GO): membrane
Source: RefSeq, a predicted model, not a curated record
AUGCAAAACAGUGAAGCUAUGAGUCUCUUCCAUGUUGACGCUAGUGGAAUUCUCGUAGUGGAAAGCGGGGCGCUGCAGCAGCUCGGGGGUCAUGGCGGCCUCCGCGGCGCCCUCUGGCAGCUGCUCAGGGUCAACGAUUUGAAGAUAGGUGCCCUAGUAGGUGUUGACAAAUAUGGAAACAAAUACUAUGAAGACAAAAAGUAUUUUUUUGGUCGUCAUAGAUGGGUUGACUAUACUACUGAAAUGAAUGGCAAAAAUACAUUCUGGGAAGUGGAUGGAAGCAUGGUGCCACCGGAAUGGCAUUGUUGGCUUCACUGCAUAACUGAAGACCCUCCAACUACUCAUCCACCAGCUGCUCGUAAAUUCAUUUGGGAGAACCAUAAAUUCAAUCUGAGUGGCACUCCUGGGCAAUAUGUCCCUUUCUCUACAACGCGUAAAAAGAUACAGGAGUGGGUCCCACCUACGACUGCUAACAAAUAAUUGAAAAGCCUGACUUGCCUAAAACUAGGUUCUCAAUGUGAACUGUACCUUUAUUGUUUGGUUGGUUUAAAAUAAAAGCCUCUGACAAAAGU